AUGGUGACAGACGUUGCAGAUGCCAUGAUUCUCAACCGCCUUUUCAAGCACCUGUUUGACAGAGGACUGGUGCUCGUCGCAACAUCCAAUCGCCCCCCAAUACGCCUCUACGAGAACGGCCUGCAACGCGACCUCUUCCUCCCCUUCAUCGCCCUCCUCCAGGUGAGUUCCCAGCUCCCUCUCAGGUGGCCUUUCACUCCCUCUCAGGUGGCCUUUCACUCCCUCUCAGGUGGAGCAGGGGUGGUACUUCACAUGGGGCCAGGGGCAGCAGAGCUGUUGCGGAAAAUGGUGGAGCUGCUGGUGGGAGGGGCGGAGCUGCCGAGUCUGAAUGAAGGGGACUGUAACCUCUCCCCUUCUCACCCUCCCUUUCCCACCCUCCCCUCCCACCCUUCCACCCUGAGUGAGCUGUCCACCCUCCCUUCCUACUCCCCCAACCUCUCCCCUUCCACCAUGCGAGCAGGUGGAGCAGGGGUGGUACUUCACGGGCCCAGGGGCAGCAGAGCUGCUGGCGAAGAAGGUGGAGCUGCUGGUGGGAGGCGCGGAGCUGGCCCCUGUGGACGUGGAAGUGCUCAUGGGGAGGAAACUCAGAUGCUUAUGGGACGGAAACUCAGAGUGAGUGGCUCUUUUGCCUUCAUUACCUUCACUCUCACUCGGCGGUGCUUCUCGCUCAUCAUGGGAGGGGCGGAGCUGGGCCCUGUGGACGUGGAGGUGCUCUUGGGGCGGAAACUCAGGGUGAGUGGCUUCCUCUUAUUCUUUUGCUCUCACUCAUUUGCUUCCCACUCUCUUCACAUGGGAGGGGCGGAGCUGCGCCCUGUGGACGUGGAGGUGCUCAUGGGCCGGAAACUGAGAGUGCAACGAGCAGCCAGGGGAGUGGCUGAAGUCAACUUCUUUGAGCUCUUUGUGGUGCACCUUGGUGCUGCAAGGUGCCCCUCGGUGCUGCAAAAUCUCCCUCCUCGUUCUCCACUUACUCCCUCCCCUCCAAAUGCCCACCAUCAGGUGCAACGAGCAGCCAAGGGAGUGGCAGCAGUGCACUUCUUUGAGCUUUGUGAAGUGCCUCUCGGUGCGGCUGACUGCUCUCUCCCUCUAUCCCCCUCGCCUCCUCCCCUUUCGCCCUCCUCUCCAUCCCCUCUCUCUCCAUCAGGUGCAACGAGCAGCCAGGGGAGUGGCAGCAGUGCACUUCUUUGA
Molecule: messenger RNA, 1185 nt
Organism: Closterium sp. Yama58-4
Lineage: Eukaryota; Viridiplantae; Streptophyta; Zygnematophyceae; Desmidiales; Closteriaceae
Source: the annotation of a GenBank genome assembly